CCGGAGCUGCAUUCACUCGCGUCUCACUGUGCGGACAGCAUCUGUCAACUCCCCGGACCAACUCAUUACAGCGCACAAAGAGAGAGAAACACACCUGCUACUGAUGCGAGAGGCCACAGCACACUUUACAGCGCCAUGCGAUGAAACAACCGCCAGCGCGUGAGGAACAGCGUCCACAUCUGAGAAACAAGGACAGACGCCUGGCAUCACUGAGCAACUCGAUCUGGAGGCGCACCUGAGUAUACUCCAAAGAUCUCAUUAGUCUGUGAUGAGCAUCGUCAUCCAGCACAGACCCAAGACAGCGCUACGUAUCCUCUAAGAGGAAGUGAUGUCACGACACCAUCACCGCUUUGAGAGAGACUAUCGAGGCCCCUGGGACCGUCGCGAGCGAGCCGGAGGCCUUCACAAUGGCGUUGGCAACAGCACCUGCUCCUCAGCACCGCCCGUGGCCAACGGCAACAACCGUCCGGGACUCCUCCCGCUCCCGGUCAUCCCGUCCCUCCUUCCCACCCCUGUGACCAUCGCCGUGACGUCGGCCAGCAACGACCUCGCCGCCAAGCGCUCAGGAGCCUCUGCAUCCGCCACGGCACCUGUUGUGAAGGCGGCGGGUCUUUCUCCUGGUGAGACACAGCCUCCGAGUCUCCUGUUGGCUCCUGGAGUGAGAUGGGGCCAGACCCCCAUCAACCAGUCCACUCCGUGGGAGACCGACGAGCCUCCCACCAAGCAGCACAGAGAGAGCGACACCACAGGGCCCCCAUGGGUGCCUCCAGGGGUAGCGGCCAGUCAGCCCAGCUUACUGGCCCAUUCGUAUGGGAUGCCUCAGCCACCCGCCUAUAGCCAAGGAGUGUCCGUCCAGUCUCCCAUCAUCGGCGUGACCCCAGCCAUCCAGACGCCCAUCCCACCGCACCAUCCACUCAUGACCGCCCACUUCCAGCUUCCUCCCCUCUCCUCCCAAGUGCCAGGUAGCCUGGUCCUAAACCUACAGAACCAGUCACCCUACGCCACCAGCCAGCUGCCAAUCACCCCAUCGCCCCUCACGACGGCCGGCCGGGUAGUUCACCCCGCCCCUCAGAGCGUGGUGGGAAACGGUCACAUGACACACCCGCUCAUACAGCCACCUGCUUUGCCUUCCGCCGCGCUGCCACUAACGAACGGACAGGCGACGACUCAGCCGGCAUCAGCCAAUCAGGAAAGUCCGAUCAGGCUUCAGAUGCUCCGUACGGUCGGAAUGGGGAAGUACGAGUUCACAGACCCGAGUCAUCCGAAAGAGAUGUUGAAGGAUUUGAACCAGCAGCGCAGAGAGAAAGAGUUUACAGACCUGAAAAUUAUAGUUGAAGGCAAAGAGUUUGAAGUCCACCAAAAUGUUCUAGCUUCCUGCAGCUUGUAUUUCAAGGACCUGGUGAAAAGGUCGUCGAGAGAGACGGGCAGUGGAGAGAAGCUGGAGCUGAAGAUGACAAACAUCGGUGCAGAUGUGCUGGAGCUGCUGCUGGAGUUUGUCUACACCGGCUCGCUGGUCAUCCACUCGGCCAACGCCAAAACCUUGCUGGAGGCCGCCAACAAGUUUCAGUUCAACACUUUCUGCAAAGUCUGCGUGUCUUUCUUAGAGCACAUAUCCGAGUUGCUGGCCGUCGUUAGACUUCCAUUCAUUCACCCCAGUUACCUGCUGAACGUGGUGGACAAUGAGGAGCUGAUUAAAUCGUCUGAGGCUUGCCGAGAUCUGGUCAACGAGGCCAAGCGCUACCACAUGCUGCCUCACGCGCGGCAGGAGAUGCAGACGCCCAGGACGCGGCCGAGACUCUCUGCAGCUGUGCAUCUCAGUGUCAUUGUAGCGGCUCUGACUGUAUCUGAAGUCAAUCUCAGGCUGCUGAAAAAAUGCAACCAAACUAAUUUAUGGUUCAAUAAGGCUGUCUUCAUGCAGCGCUGUGAAUCACUCUCGCUCUCUCCUCGCACAGCCGCUCCAGCCCCCAUGAUUCCCUCAGCAAGGCGUGAGCCCGUGAGUGAGCUCCUCGGGGUGGCUGGAAACUUGGACCAUGUGGAAAGGUACGACACCAUCACGAAUCAGUGGGAGACGGUCUCUCCGCUGCCCAAGCCCGUUCAUUCGGCGGCUGCCACCGUGUGCGGCGGGAAGAUCUACGUGUUCGGCGGUGUGAAUGAAGCUGGACGCUCAGCUGGUGUUUUACAGUCUUACGUCCCUCAGACCAACACCUGGAGCUUUAUAGAGUCCCCCAUGAUCGAUAACAAGUAUGCUCCUGCUGUGAGCCUCAAUGGUUUUAUCUUCAUCCUGGGAGGAGCCUACGCCCGAGCCACCACUAUCUACGACCCACACAAGGGCAACAUCAAAGCCGGCCCCAACAUGAAUCACUCCAGGCAGUUCUGCAGUGCGGCGAUCCUAGAUGGCAAGAUCUAUGCAACGGGAGGGAUCGUGAGCAGUGAGGGACCGGCGCUGGGCAACAUGGAGACCUUCGACCCUUGCACGAACACGUGGACGCUGCUGCAGAAUCUGCCGUGUCCGCUUUUCAGACACGGAUGUGUGGUUAUAAAGAAGUACAUUCAGAGCGGCUGACGAUGUGCUCGACUCUGGACUUCUCUAAUGUCACGAACUGGCCUAAACCAGCCCAUCGAGUUCCAACCAGCCAACCUGGGUGGAACACAGUCGGACCGUUGCAGUUAGCAAGGGAUCCAUAGCGUAGCUCCCCCUCAGGUGUCGUGCCAUUGGAACUGUAUUCUAGGUCAGCCAAAUGCAUUUAUUUAUUUUUUUUUGGUCCCUCUUCCAAUGUUUGAGUUGAUGUUUUUCUCCCUCAUGAUGUUUCUUUGAUAAGGUUCCCAUCAAAUCUCGUUUUUCAUUGGUAGUCAUGAGAAUAUGGGAUUGUGUAUCAUGAUCAGUUUCAUCUUGAAAGGACUUCCGCAAGAAGCCAAAGGACGACAAUGCUAGUCAUGUAGCCCUCCAGCGAGGGUCAGCGCUACAGAGAGCCGGGAUUGAAUGAAGGCCCUCCUGAACUCCAAAGCACAAAAAUACCAGAACCUGUGAUGCCCAGAGGAGUUUCAUUUCAUUUUGUUCUGUGUAAAUCAUUCCACCUUUUCUUUGUGGGUUUUAUCCUUGUGGUUUAUUCCAAUCCACGACCCUGCAGCUGUGGCAGAAUACAGAUGGAAGGAGAAACUUUGUAUUAUAGGGAAGAUAUGUAUAUUUUAAAAACGAAUGAAAAUUGUGUAUAAAUGUUUUUAGAGAAAAAACAAUGGAUUGGACAAUGUCUGUAAAUCUGUAUCCUACCGGAACAAUUUACAUUAUUAAUGCUGAAUUACAUAUCCAAAGCAACAAGUUGACUGUUUAUUUACAUUUCACUCUUUUGCAUGAUGUUCUCACAACUUAUGACCAAGUUGUCAUUUUUGGCUAACCUGUAAGGAUUUUUACUUAUGAAGUGCAAUUUCUUUCUGAGUAAAUGUCUAUUUAUUAAAGUUAGUUCUGUAGUUUCCAUAACACACACACACAAAAAAAU
Messenger RNA from Sinocyclocheilus grahami, 3494 nucleotides. Its product is annotated as kelch-like protein 29. The transcript has 14 exons. Bases 329 to 2563 code for a protein of 744 amino acids. The record is from RefSeq and is a predicted model, not a curated record. Lineage: Eukaryota; Metazoa; Chordata; Actinopteri; Cypriniformes; Cyprinidae. Gene Ontology annotation, molecular function: protein binding.